Molecule: messenger RNA, 5651 nt
Organism: Astyanax mexicanus (Mexican tetra)
Lineage: Eukaryota; Metazoa; Chordata; Actinopteri; Characiformes; Acestrorhamphidae
Gene: calcrlb
Product: calcitonin receptor-like b
Exons: 12
Coding region: 67-1464 (465 amino acids)
Biological process (GO): adenylate cyclase-activating G protein-coupled receptor signaling pathway; cell surface receptor signaling pathway; angiogenesis
Cellular component (GO): plasma membrane
Molecular function (GO): adrenomedullin receptor activity; calcitonin receptor activity; calcitonin gene-related peptide receptor activity
Source: RefSeq, a predicted model, not a curated record
UUGAUUCUCUUUGUUUCAGGACGAAUUCAGGCAUCAUCGGGACAUUAGUUGGAGAGUGGAUGAAUCAUGUCUGGAAACUGGACCAUCUCCUUUCUGCUACUGUCCACAACCUGUGAGCUCUUUAUAGUGGCCCUCUCAGCAGAAAACGACACUCAGGAGAAAUCUAAAAAUGCCGUGGAUGUCACCCGCAACAAGAUCGUGUUGGCACAGUUUGAAUGCUUCCAGAAGAUUACGAAAGAUUACUACAGUCACAGAGAUGAGACGGCAUGUAACCGCACUUGGGACGGAUGGCUGUGUUGGGAUUACAUACAGACAGGACUCACCGCAACCCAACACUGUCCAGAUUACUUCCACAACUUUGACACCUCAGAGGAGGCCACGAAAAUCUGCACUGAAGAUGGUUAUUGGUUCAUUCACCCCGAGAGCAACAGAACAUGGACCAAUUACACAAGCUGCACAAAGUCCACCAAUGAACACAGACAGGUGGCGAUAAACCUCUACUAUUUGGGUCUUAUCGGUCAUGGAUUAUCAUUGAUAUUUUUGUGCAUCUCGCUGGGAAUAUUUUUCUAUUUUAAGAGCUUAAGUUGCCAGAGGAUUACUCUCCAUAAGAACCUUUUCUCUUCUUUCGUCUUAAACUCUACGAUAACCAUCAUUUGGUUCACUGCUGUGGUCAACAACCAAGACUUAAUACAAACAAACCCAGUGAGCUGUAAAGUGGCGACCUUCGUUCAUCUGUAUGCAUUCGGCUGCGUGUAUUUCUGGAUGCUGUGUGAAGGGAUCUAUCUACACACACUUAUCGUCGUGGCUGUGUUUGCUGAGAAGCAGCAUCUGAUGUGGUACUAUCUCCUGGGCUGGGGAUUUCCUCUCAUCCCGGCUUUGAUACACGCCGUAGCCAGAAGUUAUUACUUCAAUGACAAUUGUUGGAUCAGUCACAAUACAUCUCUGCUUUAUAUUAUCCAUGGGCCCAUUUGUGCUGCUUUACUGGUCAAUCUGUUCUUCCUCCUGAACAUUGUCCGAGUACUGAUCACCAAGUUGAAGGUGACCCACCAGGCCGAGUCCAGCCUCUACAUGAAGGCUGUGAGAGCUACACUGAUCCUGGUGCCACUGCUGGGCAUCCAGUUUGUCCUGCUGCCCUACAAACCAGAGGGGAGUCUCUCCUUCGAAAUCUAUGAGUACAUGAUGAACAUCCUGAUGAAUUACCAGGGUCUCCUGGUCGCCACAAUCUUUUGCUUUUUCAAUGGAGAGGUCCAGGGUGUGUUACGGCGGCACUGGAACCAGUAUCGCAUCCAGUUUGGUGGCACUAUCUCCAACCAGGAAGCCUUGCGCUCUGCUUACUACACAGCCUCAUCCAUGACAGAGGUGCACCGCUGCUACAGCAUCGACGGGCACAUGGAGACUCUUAACGGCAAGAGCUUCCACAACAUGGAGGCCACCAUUCUUCGCUCAGACAACCUGUACAUGUGAGAAGACCACUGGCACGAGCCUUAGACUCAUUAAAGCGCUCAGAGGACCAGACCACAAGAACACCACAUUCAGAUGUCCCUGUUGGGUCCAAUCUGAUUUGAUUUUAUGUCAGUUUUAGUCAAACUCAAGUCCUUUUGGCUCAGAGAGGCACGUGAAAGGACUAUUUACUCUCGAGCCAACUAACGAUAACCUCCUCGAUUUUUCUUAAGGAAGACGGGAUUUUUAUUCAUGAGGAACAUCGAGUGAAGCUGGCGCCUACACCUACAUAACUCUGAUGAAAGCAUCUUAUACUCUUCCAUCAGCUAUGUUCUCCAGCCUUAAACAGGGCAACACAUGGAAACCAGAGUCUUUACAAGAGCUAAGAUGUGGAUUAUGUUCCCUCUGGCAGUGAAAGGAAGUUCUCUGAGAUUCAGAAAAAAAAACUGAAAAAGUUCUGGUUUCUAUACUGAGGGCGUGUUGAUUGUGAAACUCCAUCUGUUCUUUGUUGUUUCCGCACGUGACAGUUUGAAAUGCAACGUUUCUGAAGCAGACUUUAUAUUUUUAAAUGAGACAAAGAAAAACCACAGCAAGGGAAAUCACAUUCACGGAAUGCACUGAUGCGUUCCAGGCUGUUCCACGUUAAACCCUAUAGACUAAACACAUGGAGAGUCCACCACAUCCACAGCAUCUGAAUGGUAAUGCAAAGAAUCAUCUCUUAUUCAGAACUCUAAUUCAAAACUAUUCCAUGUGUGUUCAAAUUACUGCAUUUUCUGCUCCACUUGGAAUUGUCUUUAUAGCACUACUUAUAGACAUCUUAUGAAUAGUCCUAAAUAUGAAAAUGUCCUUUCAACAAAUAACCAUAUAUCAGUUAAGGCUGUUUACUGGCAAAAAUAUUGUGACACUAAAAGCAAUAUACUGUUUCUCUAAUCAAAUUUCAGAGAAAAAAAGACCAUCAUAAGACCAUCAUAUUUAUAAAAUCUGAAUAAAAGAGAAAAGUUUCCUUUGUAUUUAAUUGAUAGAACACAACUCUGCUAUCUAGUGUGUGUUUUUUUUUAAAUUACAUUAAAUAAAUCAGAAUGAUUUUUAUUCUCCAAUUAUGUUUUACAUUUAAGCAGCAGCAGACCAUUAAUAUAGGUUACACCCACAGUGAUAAUAAACAUACUGAAUAAUACAAUAUACUUAGUUCUAAGGUGUUACAUUAAUUAAAAGAAGAGGAUAAUUUUGUACUGCAACAACAGUGUUUUAAACACAUAAAUUAUUUAGCUAGCUAAUAAAAAAUAGGGCUUCUCAUUCUUCUCAGUGUUUUUAUAUACUCAAAAAAAUUAAAUGUUUUUUUUUUUCCACUGGCUAGCAAGUUUGCUAUAUUGUACAAAUAACUUUGAAAAUUGGUACACAGUAUUAUUGCUGGAUUCCACAUUUUACAGAGUCUCAUGGAGACCAUAUGUCUGCACUUACCAUUUUACCAUUUUAUAGAACCAACACCAGAACAUCCAAACCCAGAGAAACAGCUCAGUUCUAAAGCUCCAGUAAAGCGUUUGUGCUGUGAGGUUUACCCAGCACUCAGAUUAGCUCUAAAGCUAACGACAGACUCACAGCACCGACCCGGCUGCUUCACUGGAGCUUCAGGGUAAGCUCUGCACAGCACUACUAUCUUUUUUGUGUUGUGUUUGAAAGCUGGUUAGCUAUGCUAGUGUAAACAUUUGUAAAUAAGGUUAAAUACCAUGUUAGAGAGAUGGGUUAGCAUAGCUAACUUAGCUAGCUUAGCUACUUUAUGGUCAGUGUUCACAGCAGUAGCUACUUCAGAAUGCAUUUACUUUAAACACAAAACGACCAGAAACCAUUUAAUAUGAACUGACCGGAUACUCUAACAAAUGUGGAAGAAAUCUCUUGAAAGUGGUGUGUGUAAAAUGGCAAAUUAACUAUGGGAUAUUUUACAUCAAUCAAUUAACCUUUAUUUCCACUCAGUAAAUACACUGAGGGUAACCCUCCUUUUCAAUGCAACCGAGCACACAACAUUAAAGGGAUUGAAAAUUAAGUUCAAAUUAUAAAAACCUGCAAAUAAUGUAAGAUAUUAUAAAGAAAAAAAAGAAAUUAAUCAAAAUACAAGGAUAUGCAAACAAGGCAAAAUGUAGAGCAAUAAAACACAGAGAUGAAUACGUAGAAUAAAAAAUAUAUAUAAACACAAUUAAACAAAUAAAGGACUAAAAUAACCACAAUUCUAAAAAAGUAAAUGAACUAAAAUAAAUAAUACUAAUAAGUAAAAAAUAAAAAAAUAAAAUUAAAGGAAGAAAUGAAUUAAAUAAAAAGAUAAAAGACCAAAAGUAAAAGCAGUAACAAAACCAGUAACAAAACAAAUAAAAGGAUGAAAAGAAAACAAAUAAAAUAAAAUUAGAUAAAUAAUAUAUAAAAUAUCAAUACAUAGAGAAGCUGAGAAGAUGUGCUAAAAUCUGUGUUUGCAUUUUAGGUUAUCAUAGUUACAGGGUGAACUUAAUAUUGUCCUAAAUUUGUACAUAAUUGAAUAAUUAAAAAAUCAAUACUGUGUUCAAAAAAACAAUACAGUAUUGCAAAACAAAAUAUUUUCGAUAUAUUAGUAUUUUCUAACACCCCAAUAUCAACCACUUUUCUUAUUUCAUUUUAAGUAGAUUCAUAAAUGAAGAAUUCUAAGUCUAAAUUAAGCAAAAAAAAACGUUGUCCAAUUGUAUUAGAAAAAGAAAACAUAAUAAAAUGUUCCCCCAAAAUGGAGAAAUGCUAUAUAUGGUUAAUUGUUGAAAAGGCUCAAACAUUUCUUAUAAUAUACUGAACAGUACAGUACUGUGUAAAUGUCAGUUAACUACAUUAUUUAAUUUCCUUUAUUCCAAUGAAAACAGCCAUUAAGUAAAAGAUAUUCUGUCAAAAUGCAGAAAACAUAGAAUACAGGAUAAUAGGAUAGCAGUUCGCAAAUACAUCCUGAAGUAAUACCUUAGGGGAAAACGUGGGUUGUGAGUUAUUAUCUAGUGAGUAAGGCUGAUUGAAUGCUGGCCAGCGUACUUAUGGCAAGGCAACAUGAUUUUUUUCAUGAGAAGUUGGAGCAAUUCCUGAUAUUGUUGGUACCAGUUCAGCAGUUCUUAGAAGUUCACAUUUCAGGACGUUUUUAAGACAUUUCAGAAAUUUCUGUCUACACUAACUUGUAACUGAAUUUUGCACAGUAUUGUAGUAACAGUUCAUACACUAUAUGUUUUGAACAUUAAUAGAUACGUCCAAAUUAGAGCACCACCGCUGCCACCUUAUGCUAUUGAGAACAUUGAGUCCAUUUUCCCAUCUUCUCACAACCUUUUCUUCUUAAUGUAAAAUUUGCAUAAACUCUGAACAGGCUAAUGAGAGUAGGUCAUAUUGUUGUAAAUUGAAUAUGUAUCAGAAUUCAAUGCCACAUACUGAAGUGGUCCUAACUAAAAUUGUAAAUAUCAGAUUCAGUGUGAUUUUUGUGUUUACCAAUGAUAAAUCUGUAUCACAAAUGACAAAAAUAUCAAUUUUGGGCCACUUUUACCUGCAGUGUUAACAUAGCAAUAGAGUAUAAACUAGUUAAGUGUGGCUGUACCCAGUAGGGUUCAUUCCUUCUUUUUUUUUUUCAUUUUGCUGAUUUCACAGUCAGCAUACCGUACAGUACAUGAGUUGGUUGUUUAUAAGGUCUAAUAAGACCUUCUAAACCGAGGCCUUAUUCAGUGUGUCUUUAUGUCUGGAACAUACAGGCGCUUUUUAUGGUUCCUCACUUUCUCUAAGGGCAUUUCAGUCUAAUGUUCAUUAUGCUGGAAAGGAACCUGCUCACACUUGGAAAAUGUAAAUAUAUUUCUGGCUCUAGGUGUGUAACAGAAGUCUGUGUCUAGUGCAAUUUGUGUAUAUUUAUAAAGGCAUAGUAUGCUCACGAUUAAUAUUUGUUGACAUAUUUUUUUUUAUGUUUAGGCAUUAUUUUACACAUUGAAUAUUGAUACAUGUCAAUCAGCUGGUUUAAUCUUCACUGAUGUCAGAAAGUUGCCUCUGCCCAGGUGGUGGCAGCAGGGGGAUCGAUACCAAAUAGCAAAUUUAAAUCGUUUUCUCUCUCAUUUUCAUUCGCAUGAAAAUUCGCAAAACAUUGUGUCAAUGUUUCCAUAUGUUUGUGCCAAAUUGCAUUUUGGUGUACUUUUUUUAAGUUAUUGUACUUAACAACAAAUAUAUCAUAGGCCUUGAACAAACUA